This is a messenger RNA of Boleophthalmus pectinirostris (great blue-spotted mudskipper), 2971 nucleotides long. RefSeq names its product charged multivesicular body protein 2Ba (gene chmp2ba). The transcript has 6 exons. Gene Ontology annotation, cellular component: multivesicular body; ESCRT III complex. Lineage: Eukaryota; Metazoa; Chordata; Actinopteri; Gobiiformes; Gobiidae. The record is from RefSeq and is a predicted model, not a curated record. Bases 132 to 776 code for a protein of 214 amino acids. Gene Ontology annotation, biological process: endosome transport via multivesicular body sorting pathway; protein transport; late endosome to vacuole transport.
AACGGGGCGACUGAAGUAAACCAGGAAACCGAGGCUAAAGCGCCCGAUCCCAGAGCUAAACAACAGCUUUUACCACGAUCUGACUGCGUAUACUUGUAUAUUUAUUCACUAGAUUUACAUUAAAUAGCGCCAUGGCUUCCCUUUUCAAGAAGAAGACGGUAGAUGAUGUUAUAAAGGAGCAGUCGAAGGAGCUGCGCGGCACUCAGCGACAGAUCACCAGAGACAGAACAGCCCUGGAGAGGCAGGAGAAACAACUGGAGGCGGAGAUUAAGAAAAUGGCGAAGAGCGGUAAUCGGGAGGCUUGUAAGAUCCUGGCCAAGCAGCUGGUCCAGUUGAGGAAACAGAAAAAUCGCACAUACGCUGUCAGCUCCAAAGUCACAUCCAUGUCCACGCAAACCAAACUCAUGAACUCUCAGAUGAAGAUGGCCGGAGCAAUGUCCUCCACAGCCAAGACGAUGCAGGCGGUGAACAAAAAGAUGGAUCCACAGAAGACCCUGAAGACCAUGCAGGACUUCCAGAAGGAGAACAUGAAGAUGGGCAUGACUGAGGAUAUGAUCAAUGACACUUUGGACGAUCUCUUUGAUGAGUCUGGAGAUGAGGACGAGAGCCAGGGCAUCGUGGACCAGGUCCUGGAUGAGAUUGGCAUUGAGAUAUCAGGAAAGAUGGCACGGACCCCAGCUGCUGGAAAAAGCAUCCCGAGCGCCGCGUCUUCCUCCCAAAACACGAUUUCAGACGAAGAGAUCGAGAGGCACCUCCGAGCUCUGGGAGUCGACUAAUGACAACCAUUUACUGUCUUCAUUACACAGACAUUAAGACACAUUCAAAAAGACUGUGUGAGAUGCUCCUGAUUUGGUACAGGUUUAACGACAGCUGCAACACAAUUACAUUUUACACUAAGGCAUGCAGAUUUUGAUCAUAUUACACACACUCAACUGCUUUACAUGUUAUGGGCUAACUUAUUCAUACAAAAACAUAUUUUAUUUGUAAUGGAAGUCAAACGGUUUAUUCAGGGGUAAAUGCUUCUUCCAUUAAUUUAAAUAAAUGGGCUACAAUCUAGUGAUACUAAUAAUUUCUUUCUUUUAGUUGAAAUCUAUUUCUCAAAAUUGCGUUAAAGGUGCACUAUGUAACUUUUCAGCUGUCCGGUUAUGACUUUGCAUGGAAUGUUCUGCUGUAUGGUAUCAUGCUUUUAUUCAAUUACAUGAAAAAUAUGCUUUCUUACUAUGAUUGGGAAUGCCUAUUUAGAAGAUCUGAACUGUAACUUGGUGCAUGGGUGUCACAUUUUCACCAAGGAGAUAUACAUAUAUAGAUUAAUGCCAUACAGUCUUGCAUACAUUGUAGGCAAAGCAGUAACCUCUCAACACAAGCAGGUGGCAGAACCUUCACCAGAAAGUUACACUGUGCAUCUUUUCAAACCAUUCAUGAUUGCCACACUAUAAUGGAUAUAAUUAAUCUGCCCAAGCAUACAGGCAUUUAUAAUAUUAAAUCGCCUCAUUGGAUAAUUACACUUGAUACACUUAUUCCUGCAUGAGAUUUGACGAUGUGGAAACUGUAAGAGCCUGAAGGUGGACACAAGUUUGACCUGAAGAAUCCUAAACCACCUACACUGUUUACCAUCUAUCUCUCUUUAAAGGGCUACUGUGUCUGUAUAUGAGACUAUGUUAUAUACUAGUAUAUUCUGCGUUUGCAAAACUGAAGAUCCCCUUUUAUUCUGUUUACUCAGAGUUGGAGAUUUCUGUAUGGUAAACAAAACGCCUAAGGUUUAUAGCAGAUGAGAGCAUCACCAUAUGUUCCUGCUUUGAGGCAAACUGUUCUGAGAAGUUUGCAUUGUCUUGGGUUAAAGUCUAAGAAAAAUGAACAAAUACACUAAAAGAAAUGUACCAAGAAGUGUGUGCAUCAUUGAACUUUCCUUCAGACAAAGAAAUGGGUAGGGCAUAGGAUUGUUUUAUUAAGGGUGCGAUCUCACUUAUUUUGUUUUGGUUCUAGUCCUGGUCUAGAACUGGUCUAGUCCUGGUCUAGAACUGGUCUAGAACUGGUCUAGAACUGGUCUAGAACUGGUCUUGUCCCAAUCUCAAUGGGUGUGUGUGCAAGUGUGAAGGCACCCUAAAACUAAGUAGAGCUUGUUCUGAUUUUGUAUCUCUGAAGUUAAACCCUGUACAGGUUGUAUGUAAAUGACAAAAAUUAGGAAUAUUGCAAUACCGUCAUAUCUCAGUCUUUGUUACUACUGAAUAAUCAUCUUUUUUUCCUUUUGGGUUGACGUGUGUCUUUGUGGUUGUUUUAUUAUACAUGGGAUUUACACAGGGAUUGUGGGAUGUCCAGCAGUCCCUCCUCUAUUUCAGCUGCUGUGCAGUUACCGGCAAUUGUUGUUUUUAAUCUGCCUCACUCAGUUCACAAACACACAGUCAGUGGAGUGCUUUUGCUAAAUGGGCACUGUGAUCUGAAAUAUCGUUGUCCUAAAACUGAAUUUGUUUAAGAUAAUUGAAUCAGCCUUUUCAUUGACUUAAAUCUUUUUUAAUUAUUUCUUUUUUUUAUGUUGGUAUCUAUCACCAAAAUAGACAAAUUAGGUAUAACGUUAUGACCAUCUGCUAAAUAUGAACAAAAUGUCCUCUUAAGUAAUUUCUCGAUUAAUGUAAUAUAAUUAUGAUUCUUUGGCCUCUUUUAAAGCUCUAAAAUAUUUGCGUAGCCACCACAAUUUAGAGUGUGUCAACUAACCUCAUUCUAUUAGUGCACCACAAAUUUGUGUCAUUUGUCAGUGGUCAUAAUGUUAUCUCUCAAGAGUACCUUUGCUUUAGCAUGUACUAGGUCAUAUGUACAUUACCCAUAAUCCUUAUACUUCAGAUUGACUACUUACACCUUCAAACAUUGAUUGAAUGGAAACAGGCUUUUCAUUGCCCAAGCUUUGUCAUUGAGAAACUCUGUAAAGGGGGGUGGCUUUUAUAAGAAAUAAAGUUAAUUCAGGUACUUUUCUUGGCAA